Aegilops tauschii subsp. strangulata is the source of this 522-nucleotide messenger RNA. Lineage: Eukaryota; Viridiplantae; Streptophyta; Magnoliopsida; Poales; Poaceae. The record is from RefSeq and is a predicted model, not a curated record.
AUGGGCGGUGGGGUACGUGCCGAUCCACCAACGCCUCCCGGCGUCGGGAACUCCACUCCGAAGUUACUGGAGGGCUUCUGCCUCAUGCCGAAGAAGCCCGACUUGCCCUUCGGCGUCUUCUUCGGCGCCAUCAGAGAGCGGCGAGAGCAGUGGAGUGGCGGCGGCGUGCGGCCGGGGCGGUGGCGGACGGAGCUGCGGGGCGGCGGCGGCGUGCAGGGCAGUGGCGGACGGAGCCGGGGCGGGUCGGAGCUACGGCGGGUGGGCCGGGUCCGGGCGGAGCUGCGGCGGACGGGGCAGGGCGGACGAGGCGGCGGGUGCGCUGCCGCCGCGGCCGGAUCCGCGGCGGACGGGCGGCGGGGCGGCGUGGAAACAGCGGCGGGGGCCGGGGCGGUGCCGGAGCUGAUGCGGGUGGCGUGCGGCCGGGCGGCGGGGCGGCGUGGAAACAGCGGCGGGGGCCGGGGCGGUGCCGGAGCUGAUGCGGGUGGCGUGCGGCCGGGCGGCGGCGGGGUCAAAAUCUGGUAG